This is a messenger RNA of Octodon degus (degu), 1701 nucleotides long. It is a transcript of the gene Avpr2, whose product is annotated as arginine vasopressin receptor 2. The record is from RefSeq and is a predicted model, not a curated record. Gene Ontology annotation, biological process: G protein-coupled receptor signaling pathway; positive regulation of vasoconstriction; regulation of systemic arterial blood pressure by vasopressin. Bases 8 to 1513 code for a protein of 501 amino acids. The transcript has 4 exons. Lineage: Eukaryota; Metazoa; Chordata; Mammalia; Rodentia; Octodontidae. Gene Ontology annotation, molecular function: peptide binding; vasopressin receptor activity. Gene Ontology annotation, cellular component: membrane.
GCGGGCGAUGGAGAGCAGAUCGGUCGCCUGGGCCACCUUCACACUGCUGCCCUACUGCCCAGAAGCCUGCAGCUCGGCCAGAACGGGGCCCAGGCUGGACCCCAUCCCACACGCACACCCUCACAGGCACCUGCACCCUGGCGCCUCCCUAAGGGCCCCUGUGCCAAGAAACUGGGCCACCAGGCUGGCCCCCAAGUGGAGGCUACAUUCGCUGUCGCUGGACACUGAGGAUACCUGUGGCCACCCCACUAUGCUCUUGGCCACCACCACCUCCGUGCCUGGGCCCCUCCCCCUGCUCAGCAACAGCAGCCAGGAGCAGCCCCUGGAUGCCCGGGAUCCGCUGCUAGCAAGGGCCGAGUUGGCCCUUUUGUCCACUGUCUUUGUGGCCGUGGCUGUGGGCAACGGCCUGGUUCUGGGGGCCUUGGUCAGGAGGGGCCGGCACGGACGCUGGGCUCCCAUGCACGUCUUCAUUGGCCACUUGUGCCUGGCUGACCUGGCAGUGGCUCUGUUUCAAGUGCUGCCCCAGCUGGCCUGGGACGCCACUGACCGCUUCCGAGGGCCUGAUGCCCUGUGCCGGGCUGUCAAGUACCUGCAGAUGGUGGGCAUGUACGCGUCCUCCUACAUGAUCCUUGCCAUGACGCUCGACCGUCAUCGUGCCAUCUGCCGCCCCAUGCUGGCCUACCGCCACGGGGGCGGAGCUCGCUGGAACAAGCCGGUGCUGGUGGCCUGGGCCUUCUCACUGCUUCUCAGCCUGCCACAGCUCUUCAUCUUUGCCCGGCGUGAUGUGGGGGACGGCAGUGGGGUCUUUGACUGCUGGGCACACUUCGCAGAGCCCUGGGGCCUCCGUGCCUACGUCACCUGGAUCACCCUGAUGGUGUUUGUGGCGCCAGCCCUAGGCAUCGCUGCCUGUCAAGUUCUCAUCUUCCGGGAGAUCCAUGCCAGUCUGGUGCCUGAGCCAUCCGAGAGGGGGUGCCGCAGAGGGCACCGGAUGGGCAGUGCCAGAGGAGGCACACGUGUGUCAGCAGCCAUGGCCAAGACCGUGAGGAUGACGCUGGUGAUUGUGAUCGUCUACGUGCUGUGCUGGGCGCCCUUCUUCCUCGUGCAGCUGUGGGCAGCGUGGGACCCCCAGGCACCUCGGGAAAGUGGCCCCCCUUCGUGCUGCUCAUGCUGCUGGCCAGCCUCAACAGCUGCACCAACCCCUGGAUCUACGCAUCCUUCAGCAGCAGUGUGUCAUCAGAGCUGCGCGGCUUACUCUGCUGUGUCCGGGGCCGUGCCCCAUCUGGCCUGGGACCCCAAGAUGAGUCCUGUGCCACUGCCAGCUCCUCCCUGGCCAGGGAAGCUUCCUCCUGAGGCAGUAGUGGGUGCUGGACUUGCAGGCUCCCAAAGCCCAGCUGUGCGCCUGGGGCUGGCUCCAGGGCCGUGUUGCUGCCACACGGUGUGGCCCUGGCCUGAGCCCCUUCUGGCCUUACCUUCUCCAAGCACUCAAGAAGGCUGGGGGGCUCCAAGACUGUGAGAGCCCCUUAGGCGAGCUCCUCCGUGCAUGAUGUGGGGACAGAUGGGGUCUCAGGUGGCAGGGGACACAGGCAAACGCCCCCAUGGAGCGUUCGACAUGGAGAUUCACAGGAGUCAGAGAGGGAGCAUCUCUUGAUCUGUACCUCUUUAUCCAUCCCUUCUCUGUCCCUCAUUAAAAUCACAGUUCCU